Owenia fusiformis is the source of this 898-nucleotide messenger RNA. Lineage: Eukaryota; Metazoa; Annelida; Polychaeta; Sabellida; Oweniidae. The record is from the annotation of a GenBank genome assembly.
UGACAAACAAAAUGGACUCUAAUCCCGAAGACUUGUUUCUGUGGUGGGGAAGCGGGAGUCCUCCUUGUUGGAGGGCUAUGAUAGUUUUAGAGGAGAAAGGCCUGAAGUAUGGAAGCAAGCUCUUAUCAUUUGCCAAGAAGGAACACAAGUCGCCAGAUGUCUUGAAGUAUAAUCCAAGGGGACAGGUAUGCAUGACCUUGCCUAAACAUCGAUGAAACUUUCAAGUCCAAGGGCAACAAGUUGGUUCCAGAUGAUAAGGCUGAAAAGGCUCUUGUGCUACAAAGACAGCACGAGGCAGCUCUUCUUCAUAAGAAAGGGGUUGAAGAUGUUGUGUUUGUUAUGUUCAGCUCAACACCUGAUAAACUUGACAAGGAGAGGCUUAAGAAGAACAAAGCAUCUCUGUCUGAUGAACUAACAAUAUGGGAUGGAUAUGUUAAGCAGACUGGAGCCUAUGUUGCCGGGAAGAGGUUUACAAUGGCAGAUGCGAUGUUUUUCCCAUCAUUUGCAUUCCUUGUACGUAUGGGACUAAAGCUUAACCCAAAAUACCCCCAUCUCGCUCGUUACUAUGACGACACGAGAAAUCGUGAAUCCGUGAAGAAAACAUGGCCACCACAUUGGAAGGGGUCGGAGGGUAAAGAUAUAUUGAAGGAUGUAUAAUUAGCUAGAACUGCAGUCAUUUACUGCAUAUUCACUGUUCAAUAGAGAUCUUGGAAUGUCAGCAUAGAUGUUUUAUAUAAUAGACUAUUACAUGUAUUUUAUGUAUUAUCAAUCUAUCCGUUUCCGAUGCCUGUACAAUCAUGUUGCACAGAGUAAUUAAUUUAAUGCAAACAUAGCUAUUUAUAUUGAUAUAUAUUUUUAAACCCGAAUGAUCUAGUAAAUAAAGUAUAUAAAAUUAUAA